Gongylonema pulchrum is the source of this 288-nucleotide messenger RNA. The record is from the annotation of a GenBank genome assembly. NCBI's taxonomy places the organism in Eukaryota, Metazoa, Nematoda, Chromadorea, Rhabditida, Gongylonematidae.
AUGUAUGUGUGUGCGUGCGUCGUUGUUGUUGUCGUCGUUGCGCCUCAGAAGGAUUGCGGCCGGAUCGGACCUCAUCGGGUGGACAUUAUGCUCCUGAGUGUCAGCGGUAGCGAUACAGUACCACUGGCGCAAGCGUUGAUUAGUGCGCAGAUGCAUCCUCAGAAGGGUGUGUUCGAGAAACCACGAUAUGCCCAAGAUGAGAUCCUUCAGUACGUGCAGCUGUCGACGGACGAGAACUACAGCAUCCCAUCGACGACGAAGGGCAUCCCGGAGCACUACGUGCGAUAG